This is a messenger RNA of Cricetulus griseus (Chinese hamster), 4098 nucleotides long. Lineage: Eukaryota; Metazoa; Chordata; Mammalia; Rodentia; Cricetidae. The record is from RefSeq and is a predicted model, not a curated record.
AUGGGACUGUGUUUGCAGGAUGGUUCUGAAGGUUACAGCCUCCUACUGAUUUCCUUCCUGUUUGCAGAGAGCAGCAACCUUCAUUCGGCCUGUGUCCAUGAGAGUGCUGUGCACAGUCGAGUCUUCCAGAUCUUAUACAGGAAUGAAGAAGUUCCCAUAAAUGACGUCAUGCUCUUCCGGGCUCAUUUGCUCUUAGAUGGUGAGAGGGUAGAAGAUGCACUGAGUGAGGUCGAGUUUCAGCUCAAGGUGGACCUGCACUUCACGGAUAGUGAGCAGCAGCUGAGAGAUGUGACUGGGACACCGAUGAUCAGCAGUCGCACACUUGGCCUGCACUUUCACCCCAGGAGAGGUCUCCACCAUCAAGUCCCUGUCAUGUUCGACUACUUCCACCUGUCGGUGAUUUCAGUGACCAUCCACGCUGCCCUGGUGGCUCUACAGCAACCUUUGAUCAGUUUCGCUCGCCCAGGAAGAGGCUCCUGGUUAGGGAAAGGUGGCCCAGACACAGGACCAGAACAGCCCAUUAUUUCUCUGGAAAACUUGGUCUUCGGAGCUGGAUACUGCAAGCCAACUUCCUCAGAGGGAAGCUUCUAUGUCCCCUCAGAGAACUGCAUACAACAUGCACACAAAUGGCACCGGGACCUCUGUCUGAUGCUUCUCCAUGCCUAUCAGGGCCUCCGACUCUACUUUCUGGUCAUCAUGAGAGACAUUCCUGAGCUGCCCACCAUGGAGCUUGAGGCCCUCGAUGUUGAAGAAACACUCUCUCAGCUGUGCUCAGAGUUACAGAUGCUGAAUAAUCCAGAGAAGAUAGCUGAACAGAUCAGUAAGGAUCUUACCUGGCUGGCCUCCCAUUUGAUGGCUCUGUGGACCCAAUUCUUGGAUACAGUGACUCUGCACUCCCAAGUGACUAUUUAUCUCACCCAGGAACACCAUACUUUGAGGGUCCGAAGGUUUUCUGAAGCUUUCUUUUAUAUGGAGCACCAAAAACUUGCAGUCUUGACCUUUCAGGAAAACCUGAUACAGACCCACAGCCAGCUAUCCCUGGACAUCCGGAACUCAGAGUAUCUCACCAGCAUGCCCCCACUGCCCGCAGAGUGCCUGGAUAUUGACGGUGACUGGAAUACGCUGCCAGUUAUCUUUGAGGACAGAUAUGUAGACUGCCCUGUCUCAGGGCAUAAUUUGAGUGUUGAUCCUAAUUUUGAUGUCCCAGUGACAAGUACUGCAACAAUGAAUUUAAAAGAGAAAGAAAAGAAUGUUAUAAAUGAAAAAUCAUCUUUGGGGAAGGACCUUCCAUUAUCUACUACAAACACACCCCAGUUGGGCUCUGAUGAGAAUGUUAUUAGUUGUUCAGAGACAGAAGAGAAUGUCUCUACACAGAAUCCUGUGGAUGUGUGCUCAGAAUCUCAGGUGUAUCUGACCAUUGGUGAAUUCCAAAACAAAGCAGUCAUGCCUAAAGAUGAAUGCUGGACUGGCCCAAGGCCUGUGAGAGAUUCAGAUGUGGACAUGCACAGGAGUCCAUGCCCUGAGGAUGGGAAGACCCCUGCAUUGACCUACAUUGAUGUGAAAUCUAGCAAUAAGAACCACCCUAGAGCUGAGCCCAUUCAGGGCCUUAAUGUGCACCAUGAGCACAUUAGAUCUCGGGAAAGCUAUGAUCUUGUUAAGACUCUGCCAAACAAAAUUGUAGCAGGAAUAAGUCAGAAUAAUGCCAUCAAUUUAAACCAAACAGCUGCCCUUGAUUUCAGGACUCUAGGAAGGGGAGCAGACCAGGAGGGAAAGCCUGUGCUGCUGAGCCUGAAACUUACCCCUGCUGAGCCCUUUGAUCCAUUGAAUACUGCUCUAAGGGAACCAUUGAACAACAUGUCUUCCCUGCAAGACAGUACAGAAGAGCAGGAAGAUCUGUCAGUGCUCUCUGGCAUCAUCAAGAGGUCAGCCUCCAUCAUAUCUGACUCAGGCAUUGACAGUGAACCAAGCUCUGUUGCCUUGUCUGAGGCCCGAAGCAGGGUCCUGGAUUUACCCAGUGAUCGGGAAGUUUUACAUAAGGUGGUGCAAAGGUAUGCCCACCACAGGAACUCUCUAGAGGGUGGUCAUACAGAAAGCAACACGAGUCUGCCUAGUGGCAUCCAGGCUUCUCUUACCUCUAUCAGCUCUUUGCCUUUUGAAGAUGAGGAGCGGGAGUUGGCACUUACUAAGCUAACCAAGUCUGUCUCUGCACCCCAGAUCAGCAGCCCCGAGGAUACUACUGAAGAUGCAGACACCAUGAAGAACACAGGAGGAUUUUCUGAAGACAUUUCUAGCAAGGACAACAAUUCACCUAGACACAGUUUUCAUUCUUAUGGAGGCUCUAGGGUCCAGGAUGUCAGGGCAGGACAUUCCCUUGCGGAUAUAGCUAUAGAUUCUGACAGACCCCAGGGCCCUGGGUACAUAGACAUCCCCAAAGGUAAAGUGAAUCAGUCUGAUCUUCAAGGACCCUGCAGUCUGGGUGGCAUGGCUGAGAACCCACCAAGUGUUGAAACCAAAGGUCUUAACUUAAAAAUACCAUGUACUAUAGUGCUUGAAAAUUCUAGAACCAGAUCUGUUCAUAGAGGAGCAGUAGGAACCACAAAAGGCAAACCUAAAGAAUCAAGUGGGGGUAAACACAUACUCCCUAAUAACAGCAUCUUAGAAGCCAGGGCUGUGUCUCACCACAGGGUGCCUGAAAUCAGUAGUUCAUCAGCUGUUGAAGCUGUUAACUUGAUUUCUACAGGUGUACAAAAUGGUUCAUCAAGUGUGAAUGAUACCAUGACAUUGAAUAGAAGACAUAAUGCCUCUCUGGAGGUCAGUCAAGAAGCAGGCACUGUGUGCCCCAGUGUGACUCACUCUAUUGCCUCCCAAAUGUCACGAAACCAAGAGAUGAAGACAGGAACUUCCAUUUCUGGAUCCCACUUGAACUCCGCAGAGGCCUUUACUCUGGACAGCCUAAAAGCAGUGGAGGUUGUUAACUUGUCUGUGUCUUGCACUGCCACUUGUCUCCCUUUCUCAUCUGUACCCAAGGAGCCCCCUGCUAGAGCUGGACUCUCUUCCAAACAAAGCCUAAGCCCCAUUACUCAUCAACCUUUGGGUUCCUUUGGAGUUGUUUCUACCCAUUCCAGAAAGUUGGAAGAAGUCAGUGAAAGGAUGCUCAGUUUUUAUCAGGCCAAAGAAAAGCUUAAAAAAGAACUGAAGAUUGAAGGAUUUCUGUACAGUGACUUAUCUGAACUAGCUUCUGAUAUACCAUAUUUUCCACCAGAGGAAGAGGAAGAAAACUUGGAAGAUGGAAUUCACUUGGUGGUCUGUGUCCAUGGCCUGGAUGGGAACAGUGCAGAUCUACGACUGGUGAAGACUUUCAUAGAACUGGGGCUUCCUGGUGGGAAAUUAGACUUUCUAAUGUCUGAAAAGAAUCAGAUGGAUACAUUUGCAGAUUUUGAUACCAUGACAGAUCGAUUGUUGGAUGAGAUUAUUCAACACAUCCAGUUGUACAACCUCUCCAUAUCCAGAAUUAGCUUCAUUGGCCAUUCUCUUGGUAACAUUAUCAUCAGAUCAGUUCUCACAAGGCCUCGGUUCCGGUAUUACCUCAACAAACUCCACACAUUCCUGUCAUUGUCUGGGCCUCACCUUGGGACUUUGUACAACAACAGCACCCUGGUCAGUACAGGCUUGUGGCUCAUGCAGAAGCUGAAGAAAUCUGGCUCCCUUUUGCAGCUGACCUUCAGGGAUAACGCUGAUUUACGCAAAUGUUUCCUUUACCAACUUAGCCAAAAAACAGGGCUGCAGUAUUUUAAAAACGUUGUUCUGGUUGCUUCUCCCCAAGACCGUUACGUGCCGUUUCAUUCAGCCAGGAUUGAAAUGUGUAAAACUGCCCUCAGAGACAGACACACAGGGCCAGUGUAUGCAGAAAUGAUCAACAACCUCCUGGGCCCUCUUGUGGAAGCUAAGGGCUGCACUUUGAUCAGACAUAAUGUGUUUCAUGCUCUGCCCAACACUGCCAACACUCUGAUUGGCCGUGCAGCUCAUAUAGCUGUGCUGGACUCAGAACUCUUCCUUGAGAAGUUUUUCUUGGUGGCAGGACUCAACUAUUUCAAGUAA